Messenger RNA from Lactuca saligna, 885 nucleotides. The record is from the annotation of a GenBank genome assembly. NCBI's taxonomy places the organism in Eukaryota, Viridiplantae, Streptophyta, Magnoliopsida, Asterales, Asteraceae.
AUGGACCUACCCCCACAACCACCGCCGACCACCGCAACCGUCAGAGCCCGUGGUUCUGAAAGCGAGAGACCUACUUGGCUCCAAUCUAAUAGAACGGGAAACCAACCGGCACCACCCUUAAGCAACGGUGUACUCAAUCGCCACCAACCCCCGCCACCACUCCCGAUAUGUUACGGAAAAUGCCUCAAGAAUUACGCUGCCAGCAAUGGUGGCCAGAUUCUGGACGGAUGUGGAGAGUUCAUGCUCUCACCCAACACCACAUCCCUAGAAUGCGCUGCAUGCGGCUGCCACCGCAGCUUCCACCGCAUCGAAGCCGAUCCUUUACACCAACCCAUGCCUCCAGUCAUCGAGUGCCAAUGCAACCACCAACACCAACACCAACAACACCAUCACCGCCUGCCAACACCACCAUCUUCCCGUCUCGCGACCAUAACAAAGAGCAGCAGCACUCAGGAAACCCAAUCUCCCUCACCAAUUUCAUCAUCCUACUACCCAGCACCACCACAUAUGUUCCUAACCCUUAAUCCAGGCUUACCACCAGCAGAACCAGCCAACAUCAACCGCCCGUCGAUACUCACCCAUGCUGUGGCUAGCGGGUCAAACCCAAAGGGAAAAAAACGAUUCAGGACAAAAUUUUCAGAAUAUCAGAAGGAAAAGAUGCAGGAAUUUGCGGAAAGAAUCGGAUGGAAGAUGCUGAAGACAGAAGAAGAGAUGAUCGUCGGAUUUUGCAAGCACAUUGGGAUUACUAAAAGCGUUUUCAAGGUUUGGAUGCACAACCACAAAAACAUUAAUGGCAACCCAGGAAACAGAAGAAACAACGACCAGAACCACCGCGACCACAUUGGCACUGCUAUCGGCGCUAAUGGAUCGUCUUCCUCCUCUUAA